This is a messenger RNA of Diachasmimorpha longicaudata, 1806 nucleotides long. It is a transcript of the gene Nap1, whose product is annotated as nucleosome assembly protein 1-like 1. Gene Ontology annotation, molecular function: histone binding; chromatin binding. The record is from RefSeq and is a predicted model, not a curated record. Lineage: Eukaryota; Metazoa; Arthropoda; Insecta; Hymenoptera; Braconidae. The transcript is spliced from 6 exons. Gene Ontology annotation, cellular component: nucleus; chromatin. Gene Ontology annotation, biological process: nucleosome assembly. Bases 161 to 1324 code for a protein of 387 amino acids.
UGGGGAGUUCUAGGGACAACUGUGGACACGAGCCUUUAUUGGAGGGAAUUUUGAGACCGGAAGUCACUUCGGUUUAGCCUGUUCGCGCAUAUCCCUUCCCCUCGCGACUCGGCCAUCAGCCCGUUGUGUCCGGCUUUGUACGACUCGAAAAAGUAGUGCCAUGCCUGAUCCAGAGAGAGCAGAGGGCAGCGACAUGGAGUCCGUGGAGGAUGAUGAGGGGAGAAUUGCCAAUCGUAUGAUGAAUCAGCAUGGAAUCCUGGCAGCUCUGCAAAAUCGUUUCAAUGUUGGCGCUGUCAUGGAGAAUCUCCCUGCGCCAGUCAAACGGAGGAUCAAGGCCCUUAAGCAGCUCCAGUUGUUGUCCGUCAAUCUCGAGGCUAAAUUCUAUGAGGAGGUGCACGCACUUGAAUGCAAAUAUCACAAGAUGUCAUCAAAUCUUUAUGAAAAAAGGAGUGGCAUUGUGGCUGGUCUAUACGAGCCCACCGAUGAGGAGUGCGUCUGGGAGAGCGAUGAGGAGGAGGAGGAGGGCAUCACCAAUGAUUUGAAGGAAAAAGUCAAGAUUGAGGAGAUCAAGGAGAAAAAGGACGAGACUGAGAAUGAAAAUACCAAGGGCAUUCCUGAUUUCUGGCUAACGAUAUUUAAGAAUGUAGGGAUGCUCGCUGACAUGGUCCAGGAGCACGAUGAACCAAUUCUCAAACAUCUUUAUGAUAUCAAAGUCAUGUUUUUGGAGAGCAACCCAAUGGGUUUCAUCCUUGAAUUCCAUUUCGAGCCAAACGAAUACUUUUCCAAUUCAGUCCUUUCAAAGGAAUACCUCAUGAAAUGCGUGCCAGAGAAAAAUGAUCCAUUUAGCUUCGAGGGGCCAGAGAUCUACAAGAGCACUGGCUGUACCAUUGAUUGGAAAAAGGGCAAGAAUGUAACUGUUAAAACAAUAAAGAAAAAUCAGAAGCACAAAGCCAGGGGCCAUAUGCGCACUGUCACAAAGACAGUGCAAAAUGAUUCGUUCUUCAAUUUCUUCUCACCACCAGUUGUUCCAGAUGAUCGUGAGGCGGAAUUGGAUGAGGACAUUCAGGCGCUUCUCACGAGUGAUUUCGAGAUUGGACAUUACAUUAGGGAGAGAAUUGUUCCUCGUGCUGUACUCUACUAUACAGGCGAAGGUCUUGAGGAUGAAGGGGACGAGUAUGAGGACGAGGGAGAUGAUGAUGAUGACUCGGAUAACGAGGAGACCGAGGAUGAUGAAAAUGAGGGUGAAGAGCCAUCGCGCAAGAACGUGACAAGAUCAGGUGGGAAGAUACAGGAAAUGGAUGCUGCUGAGUGUAAACAGCAAUAAAAAAAAUCUCAUCCAACGUGCUCUGUCGUAAUCCCUUAAUUUGUUAAUUGCCAAGAAGAUGUACAAUUUGAUAUAAACCAGGUUUCCACAUCUCUUUUUAUUGAAAAUAAUGAAAAAUGUAAAAAAAAAAACUAGAAAAUUUAGGAAGAAAUGGAACAAUUGCAUCUUUAACCAUCACACGUAUCGUGUCUCUUCGAUUACAGGUCAUGCAUAGAAAAAUCUUGGGUACCAUUCGAUCCCUCCCUUCUAUAAGUCCAAUGUGUGAAAUUCUGGAUGUUGCUGCUGUUUUAAAACAAAUUUUUGUGCAUUGAAAAGUUUUUUAAUAAUGAAUGAACAAAAACGGAUAAUAACUACGGAAAUAUGUGUUGAAAAAAUUAUUUGAAUUUAAUUCUUUGUUUAGUAACUUUGAUUAUUUAAUACCCUGUUGCCUUUUUUCACAUCAAAAUCAAAUGACCGUGUAAAAUAAAGACGUAAUUAUCGAA